AUGGCCGUCCAUUUGAUCGAGCACAUUUUCGGGUGCGUAGCUAUACUUAUAGUUACCUUGCUAGACUUCGAGGAGUUCACCCUGGCACCGCCGAUAAAUGGUACAUGCUCAAAUCGACUUACAGACUCCUUGGUGAUCACCGGUGCGACUAAUUUUAAUGAUGUAGGACUUCCCGGGGACGUCUAUCUGGAUGUCGACCCCAAUAAAAGUGAUCAAGCAACUAAUUUAAGGGUCACUAUAAAUAACCAGGUCAAAUUAAGUCGUAAAUGGAGAAUCAGGGUGCGACAAAUAGAAAAUUAUUCACCGUUACAAGCCCCGUCAGGUGCACUACAGUACUACACCGGCCUAACCGCUACGCACCCGAAAAUGUGCUCGAUCAAAUGGACGGCCAUUAACAUGGACUACGGA
Messenger RNA from Oppiella nova, 408 nucleotides. The record is from the annotation of a GenBank genome assembly. NCBI's taxonomy places the organism in Eukaryota, Metazoa, Arthropoda, Arachnida, Sarcoptiformes, Oppiidae.